Messenger RNA from Cajanus cajan (pigeon pea), 4047 nucleotides. RefSeq names its product topless-related protein 2. NCBI's taxonomy places the organism in Eukaryota, Viridiplantae, Streptophyta, Magnoliopsida, Fabales, Fabaceae. The record is from RefSeq and is a predicted model, not a curated record. Gene Ontology annotation, molecular function: protein binding. Gene Ontology annotation, biological process: regulation of DNA-templated transcription.
GCGAGACCUAGUAGUCCUAUAACGCUAUAACUUUUCUCUCUCUGUCUGUGACUCUCACUUCUUCCUCUUUUUUUUUUCUUUUCUCUUUUAAUUUCCGUGCAAAAAUUUUCUUCUUCGAUUUCACUGUUCGCUACGCGCAACCGUCACGGAACAACCCUAGAAACCGCUUCUUCCUCUGCGCUUAACCACCCUAAACGCCGCCGUUUUGCUCUUCCAUUGCAAAACUAGAUAACACCGACAUAGGUUUCAACCUGCCUUCCGAAAACCUCGUCCCCACCAACUGCUGUCUGCUCUCCGUGUUCAAUUCCCAACCCUAGUUCCGAAACUUGGCAUUUUUUCUCCGGUGGGUCUUCUGAUUCCACCGCUUGGAGGGCAAAAAUGUCAUCUUUGAGUAGGGAAUUGGUGUUCCUCAUUCUUCAAUUUCUCGAUGAAGAGAAAUUUAGAGACACUGUGCACAAGUUGGAGCAAGAAUCGGGUUUGUUCUUCAAUGUGAAGCAUUUUGAAGAGAAAGUCCUGGCUGGAGAGUGGGAUGAUGUUGAGAAAUACCUCACUGGGUUUACCAAAGUUGAUGACAAUCGAUACUCCAUGAAAAUUUUCUUUGAGAUUAGGAAGCAGAAGUAUCUUGAAGCCUUGGACAGGAAUGACAAAGUGAGAGCUGUUGAAAUACUGGUGAAUGAUUUGAAAGCUUUUUCAUCGUUUAACGAGGAUUUAUUCAAAGAGAUAACACAUCUUCUAACCCUUAACAAUUUUAGGGAAAAUGAACAGUUAUCAAAGUAUGGUGAUACUAAAUCAGCUCGAAAUAUAAUGCUAAUAGAGCUCAAGAAAUUGAUUGAAGCAAAUCCUCUCUUUCGAGAUAAGCUUAUAUUUCCUACGUUUAAGACAUCAAGGUUGCGAACCUUGAUUAAUCAAAGUUUGAACUGGCAGCAUCAACUGUGCAAGAACCCGAGGUCAAAUCCAGACAUCAAAACUUUAUUUAUUGACCAUUCUUGUUCACCUACAAAUGGAUCUCGUGCAACUACUCCUGUCAACCUUCCUGUAGCAGCUGUUGCAAAGCCUUCAUCUUAUGUUCCACUUGGGGCACAUAUUGGGCCAUUUACACCUGCCCCAGUUGCUUCUAAUGCUAAUGCUUUAGCAGGAUGGAUGAUGAAUGGGAAUCCUUCCACUUCUUCUCAAUUACCUGUAGUCGCUGCUUCCUCAUUGUCUGGUCCCCCAAAUCAAGUCUCUGUUUUGAAGCAUGCAAGAACACCUAAUGCUCUCGGAAUGAUGGAUUAUCAAAACAAUGACCAUGAGCCACUAAUGAAACGGUUGCGAACUGCACAAUCUGUUGAUGAGGUUACAUAUCCUGCUCCACCUCAACAAGCUUCUUGCUUGUUUGAUGACCUUCCAAGAACUGUUGUUUGUACAUUACAUCAGGGAGCAACAGUAACGAGCAUGGAUUUUCAUCCUUCCUUUCACUCCGUUCUUACAGUUGGUUGUGCAAAUGGUGAAAUUUCACUUUGGGAAGUUGGUCAGAGAGAGAGGCUGAUAUCAAAGCCUUUCAAAAUAUGGAAUACUUCUGCUUGUUCUGUCUUAUUUCAGGCUGCAUUUCUUAAAGAGUCAUCUAUAUCUAUCAGUCGUGUAUCAUGGAGUGCAGAUGGGAAUUUUAUUGGGGUUGCUUUUACAAAACAUUUGAUUCAUUUGUAUGCCUAUCAAGCACCUAAUGACCUACAGCAGCGUUUAGAGAUUGAUGCUCAUGUUGGUGGUGUCAAUGACUUGGCAUUUUCUAACCCAAACAAACAGCUAUGCAUUCUAACUUGUGGAGAUGAUAAGUUAAUAAAGGUAUGGGAUUUGACUGGAAAGAAGCUCUUUAACUUUGAAGGUCAUGCAGCACCUGUUUAUUCUAUUUGUCCUCAUCAGAAGGAAAAUAUCCAGUUUAUAUUUUCAACUUCUGUUGAUGGGAAAAUCAAGGCCUGGUUAUAUGAUGACAUGGGCUCCAGGGUUGACUAUGAUGCUCCUGGACAAUGGUGCACCACGAUGCUCUAUAGUGCUGAUGGAAGUAGAUUGUUCUCUUGUGGGACAAGUAAAGAUGGAGAUUCUUUCCUAGUUGAGUGGAAUGAAAGUGAAGGGGCACUAAAAAGAACAUAUUCUGGGUUUAGAAAGAAAUUUUCUGGCAUUGUGCAAUUUGACACAACAAAAGGUCGCUUUUUGGCUGCUGGCGAAGAUAACCAGAUUAAGUUUUGGGAUAUGGAUAAUGUCAAUGUUCUGACUAGUACAGAUGCUGAGGGUGGUCUUCCUAGUCUUCCUCGAUUGAGGUUCAAUAAAGAAGGAAAUCUGCUUGCUGUUUCUACAGCAGAUGGUGGUUUGAAAGUCCUUUCUAAUUCCGAUGGCAUCAAAUACUUGAGGGCCAUGGAAGCCCGGUCUUAUGAAGCAUCUAAAGCACCUUUUGAGACAAAGGUACCUGGCUCUUCGGUGGUUACAAAUAUCAGUCCACUCAUCAAUAAAAUAGAACAUAUGGACCGAAACUCUCCUGCUGGACUGGCAUCUACCCUUAAUGGAGUUGAUUCUAUGCCUAGAGGCAUGGAGAGGAAAAGAAGUUUGGAUGAUGUAUCUGACAAAUCUAAAGCUUGGGAAUUUACAGAAAUAGUUGAUCCUGUUCAGUGUCGAACAGUUACUAUGCCAGAUAGUAUGGAUCCCACCACUAACAAGGUUGCUCGCCUUCUUUAUACAAAUUCUGGGGUUGGUCUUCUUGCUCUUGGAUCGAAAGGGAUUCAGAGGCUGUGGAAAUGGAGCCGAAAUGAACUGAAUCCUAGUGGAAAGGCCACGGCAAGUGUUAUUCCACAACAUUGGCAACCAAAUAGUGGUCUACUCAUGACUAAUGAUGCCCCGGAUAAUUCUGAAGCAGCAGUUCCCUGCAUAGCACUCUCAAAAAAUGAUUCCUAUGUUAUGUCUGCAUGUGGAGGAAAAAUUUCAUUGUUCAACAUGAUGACAUUUAAGGUGAUGGCAACUUUUAUGCCACCUCCCCCUAUUUCAACCUUCCUUGCAUUUCACCCACAAGAUAAUAAUAUCAUUGCAAUUGGAAUGGAAGAUUCAACAAUUCAUAUUUACAAUGUUAGGGUAGAUGAGGUCAAAUCUAAAUUGAAGGGUCACCAAAAGCGCAUUACUGGUUUAGCUUUUUCAGCCCAACUGAAUAUUUUGGUCUCAUCAGGUGCUGAUGCUCAGCUUUUCUUUUGGAGCAUUGACUCAUGGGAUAAGAAGAAAUCACUAUCAAUCCAAAUGCCAGCUGGAAAUGCAGCUGUUGGUGAUACUCGAGUACAAUUCCACAUUGAUCAAGUAAACUUGCUGGUAUGCCAUGAGACGCAGCUAGCAAUAUAUGAUGCUUCAAAAAUGGAAUUGGUUCGGCAGUGGGUGCCACAAGAUGGGUUGUUUGGUUCCAUAUCAUCAGCAACAUAUUCAUGCAAUAGCCAACUAGUUUAUGCUGCUUUCACUGAUGGAAAUAUUGGAGUAUUUGAUGCUGACACCCUCAGACUAAGAUGCCGUAUAGCUUCAUCAGCAUACCUACAUCAGACCACAUUAAACAGCCAAAAUGUAUACCCUAUUGUUGUUACAGCACAUCCACAGGAGCCAAAUCAAUUUGCAAUUGGACUUUCUGAUGGCUCAAUUAAGGUUAUUGAGCCCAGAGAGUGUGAUGGGAGGUGGGGAAUUAAAGCACGUGUUGAUAGUGCGAUGCAGCAGAAUGGUAGGACAGCAUCACCCUCCACCACAAAAUAAUUUGACUCUGAGCACCUCCCGUUAAAGAUGAUAUGAUAUGAUUCAUGUGCAUGGUUCUAGUUUCCUAGUUUUUUUUAGCUUAAUACAAUAAUAUAUAGUAAAACUGUUAUGGAUAAAUGUUUCUUAUUGUGCAACAGUGUUUGGCUGCUCACAAGGAUGUGUAGGUAGAGAAACCUUGUGCAUAUAAAUACAUAAGUAUUAUCUUCUCUUUUAAAACAAGAUAUUAUUAAUUGCUUCAAAUAUCCAAUGGCAUCUCAAGUCUGAAAAGUAUGAAUAAAAUUCAAAGUUGUCAUUUACUAA